AUGUCGAACUCCGAACAAGGUGCCCCCACCAAUGGUGAUACUGUGGCAGACACGAACGUGCAGGAAUCGGCCGAUUCAGCACCCGUGGACGCCCCGGUCAAGCUUGCUUCAACCACGAAGCCAAUUGACCUCGAGCUUCCCACAUCCGCCGCAGACGGUCUCAUCCAGAAGCCUUUCGCUAAGCCGCUGGACACAGCCAAGCCAAUUGCACCCGCGGAACUUACUCCUGACCAACAAUCCAAGUACGAGGCUGUGUUGAAGUCUGCCUCAUCAUGGACGACAGUCGCCACCAAGGCGGAGAAGAAUGCCCCGACGUCUCCCAUAACUGAGGAUGAGAGGAUGUGGUUGACCCGUGAAUGUCUCCUGCGAUAUCUACGUGCGACCAAGUGGGACGUCUCCGAUGCGGAGACACGGCUCCAGAGCACUCUCACAUGGCGCCGCGAGUAUAACCUGAAGAAGUUGACCCCUGAGUAUAUUUCAAUUGAGAAUGAAACGGGCAAACAGCUCAUUUUGGGCUAUGACAUCAACGCCCGGCCCUGUCUAUAUCUCUUGCCCUCCAACCAGAACACGGAGAGGAGUGAUCGCCAGCUUGAGCAUCUUGUCUUCAUGCUGGAGCGGGCCAUUGAUCUCACGGGACCUGGCCAGGAUACUCUUGCCCUAAUUGUUAACUUCAAAGAGACAAAGUCUGGCCAGAACGCAAGCCUGGCUCAGGCUAAGCAGACGCUCAACUUCCUGCAAAACCACUACCCUGAGAGACUUGGUCGGGCUCUGGUUAUCAACGUGCCUUUCGUUAUCUGGGGAUUCUUCAAAUUGAUUACACCCUUGAUUGACCCGAACACUCGACAGAAGCUCAAGUUCAAUGAGGACAUGCGUCAACACGUCCCGCCUAGCCAGCUUAUGAAGUCUGUGGGUGGCGAUGUCGAAUUCCGCUACGACCAUGCAUCCUACUGGCCCACUUUGAACCAGUUGGCCGAACAGCGACGUGAGGCGUACCGUGAACGCUGGAUUCAGGGUGGCAAGAAGGUUGGCGAGUCCGAAAACUACCUGAAGGGCGGGACCAUUCCCAGCCUGUCUCAGACCCAGCUUGAGGCUAAGGCCAGCGAGCAAGCUUGA
Messenger RNA from Penicillium digitatum Pd1, 1113 nucleotides. RefSeq names its product CRAL/TRIO domain protein. Gene Ontology annotation, molecular function: phosphatidylinositol transfer activity. NCBI's taxonomy places the organism in Eukaryota, Fungi, Ascomycota, Eurotiomycetes, Eurotiales, Aspergillaceae. The record is from RefSeq and is a predicted model, not a curated record.